Messenger RNA from Molossus molossus (Pallas's mastiff bat), 4771 nucleotides. It is a transcript of the gene SLC4A7, whose product is annotated as solute carrier family 4 member 7. Gene Ontology annotation, molecular function: solute:inorganic anion antiporter activity; monoatomic anion transmembrane transporter activity; sodium:bicarbonate symporter activity. Lineage: Eukaryota; Metazoa; Chordata; Mammalia; Chiroptera; Molossidae. The coding region runs from base 42 to 3806 and encodes 1254 amino acids. Gene Ontology annotation, cellular component: apical plasma membrane; plasma membrane; basolateral plasma membrane. The transcript is spliced from 26 exons. The record is from RefSeq and is a predicted model, not a curated record. Gene Ontology annotation, biological process: bicarbonate transport; transmembrane transport; auditory receptor cell development.
GGGCAACACCGUAGCGGCCGCCGCGGGCUGGCCGGCCGGCCAUGGAGGCAGAUGGGGCUGGCGAGCAGAUGAGACCGCUACUCACCCGGGGUCCUGAUGAAGAAGCUGUUGUGGAUCUUGGCAAAACCAGCUCAACUGUGAACACCAAGUUUGAGAAAGAAGAACUAGAAAGUCAUCGAGCUGUAUACAUUGGUGUUCACGUCCCAUUUAGUAAAGAGAGUCGUCGACGUCAUAAGCAUCGUGGACACAAGCAUCACCACCGGAGAAGAAAAGAUAAAGAAUCAGAUAAAGAAGAUGGACGGGAAUCUCCUUCUUAUGACACACCAUCCCAGAGGGUUCAGUUCAUCCUUGGUACCGAAGAUGAUGAUGAAGAGCACAUUCCGCACGAUCUCUUCACAGAAAUGGAUGAGCUGUGUUACAGAGACGGAGAAGAGUACGAAUGGAAAGAAACUGCCAGGUGGCUGAAAUUUGAAGAGGAUGUUGAAGAUGGUGGUGACCGGUGGAGUAAACCCUAUGUGGCAACUCUCUCUUUGCACAGUCUUUUUGAACUUAGAAGUUGCAUCCUUAAUGGAACCGUCAUGCUGGAUAUGCGAGCAGGCACUCUUGAUGAAAUAGCAGAUAUGGUAUUGGACAACAUGAUAGCCUCUGGCCAGUUGGAUGAGUCCAUUAGAGAGAAUGUCAGAGAAGCGCUGCUGAAGAGACAUCAUCAUCAGAAUGAGAAAAGAUUCACCAGUCGGAUUCCCCUUGUUCGAUCUUUUGCAGAUAUAGGCAAGAAACAUUCUGACCCUCACUUGCUUGAAAGGAAUGGGGAAGGCCUUUCAGCCUCCCGCCACUCUUUGCGAACAGGUCUGUCCGCCUCACACCUUUCACUGAGAGGAGAAUCGCCUUUGUCUCUUCUUCUCAGUCAUCUUCUUCCUUCUUCAAGAGCUGGAACCCCUGCUGGCUCGAGGUGUACAACUCCCGUACCCACCCCUCAAAACAGCCCUCCUACUAGCCCUAGCAUCAGUCGCCUGACCUCCAGAAGUUCCCAACAGAGUCAGCUUCAGGUCCCAGAACUACUGGUUUCUCCUGCCAGUGAUGAUAUUCCCACAGUAGUAAUCCAUCCGCCAGAGGAAGACUUAGAAGCACCGGAAGGCCAGGAGGAGAAGAAUGAGGAAAAUGUUGACAUAACUCCAGGUAUUUUAGCCUCUCCACAAUCUGCACCUGGAAACUUGGACAGUAGUAAAAGUGGAGAGAUUAAAGGUAAUGGAGGUGGAGGCAGCAGAGAAAAUAGUACUGUUGAUUUCAGCAAGGUUGAUAUGAAUUUCAUGAGGAAAAUUCCUUCUGGAGCUGAGGCAUCCAAUGUUCUGGUGGGAGAAGUGGACUUUCUGGAAAGGCCUAUCAUCGCGUUUGUGCGGCUGGCCCCUGCCGUUCUCCUCUCGGGGCUGACCGAGGUCCCUGUUCCCACCAGGUUUUUGUUUCUGUUACUGGGUCCAGCAGGAAAGGCACCACAAUACCAUGAAAUUGGAAGAUCAAUAGCCACUCUCAUGACGGAUGAGAUUUUUCAUGAUGUAGCUUAUAAAGCAAAAGACAGAAAUGACCUCUUAUCUGGAAUUGAUGAAUUUUUAGAUCAAGUAACUGUCCUACCUCCAGGAGAGUGGGAUCCCUCUAUACGUAUAGAGCCACCAAAAAGUGUUCCUUCUCAGGAAAAGAGAAAGAUUCCUGUAUUUCCCAAUGGAGCUGCCCCCAGCUCGGGUGAGAUUCCUAAAGAGGCCGCUCAUCACGCUGGCCCUGAGCUACAGAGGACUGGACGGCUUUUUGGUGGUUUGAUACUUGACAUCAAAAGGAAAGCACCUUUUUUCUUGAGUGACUUCAAGGAUGCAUUAAGUCUGCAGUGCCUGGCCUCGAUUCUUUUCCUAUACUGUGCCUGUAUGUCUCCUGUAAUCACUUUUGGAGGGCUGCUUGGAGAAGCUACAGAAGGCAGAAUAAGUGCAAUAGAGUCUCUUUUUGGAGCAUCAUUAACUGGGAUUGCCUAUUCGUUGUUUGCUGGGCAACCUCUAACAAUAUUGGGGAGUACAGGUCCAGUUUUAGUGUUUGAAAAAAUUUUAUUUAAAUUCUGCAGAGAUUAUCAGCUUUCCUAUUUGUCUUUAAGAACCAGUAUUGGUCUGUGGACCGCUUUCUUGUGCAUUGUUCUGGUUGCCACAGAUGCCAGCAGCCUUGUGUGUUACAUCACUCGCUUCACAGAGGAGGCUUUUGCAGCUCUCAUUUGCAUCAUAUUCAUCUACGAGGCUUUGGAGAAGCUCUUCCAUUUAGGAGAAACAUAUGAAUUUAAUAUGCACAAUAAUUUAAAUGGACUGACCAGCUACUCAUGUGUAUGUAUGGAACCUCCUAACCCUAGCAAUGAAACACUAAAUGUAUGGAUGGAAAAUAAUAUAACAGCACAUGAUAUUUCCUGGAGCAAUCUCACUGUUUCUGAAUGUAGAACCUUUCAUGGUGUAUUUGUAGGAUCAGCUUGUGGUCCUCAUGGGCCUUAUGUUCCAGACGUGCUCUUCUGGUGUGUUAUCUUAUUUUUCACAACAUUUUUUUUGUCUUCAUUCCUCAAGCAAUUUAAGACCAAGCGCUAUUUUCCUACCAAGGUGCGAUCGACAAUCAGUGACUUUGCUAUAUUUCUCACAAUAGUAAUAAUGGUUGCAAUUGACUACCUUGUAGGAGUUCCAUCUCCUAAACUUCAUGUUCCUGAGAAAUUUGAGCCUACUGAUCCAAAUAGGGGCUGGAUCAUAAGCCCUUUGGGAGAAAAUCCUUGGUGGACCUUAUUAAUAGCUGCUGUUCCAGCUCUGCUUUGUACCAUUCUCAUCUUUAUGGAUCAACAAAUUACAGCUGUGAUCAUAAACAGAAAGGAGCACAAAUUGAAGAAAGGAGCUGGCUAUCACCUUGACUUGUUUGUGGUUGGUGUCAUGCUGGGAGUUUGCUCUGUCAUGGGUCUUCCAUGGUUUGUGGCUGCAACAGUGUUGUCAAUAAGUCAUGUCAACAGCUUAAAACUUGAAUCUGAAUGUUCUGCUCCAGGGGAACAACCCAAGUUUUUGGGAAUUCGUGAGCAGCGAGUGACAGGGCUAAUGAUUUUUAUUCUAAUGGGCCUGUCUGUAUUUAUGACUUCAGUACUAAAGUUUAUCCCAAUGCCUGUUCUAUAUGGUGUUUUUCUUUAUAUGGGAGUUUCCUCACUAAAAGGAAUCCAAUUUUUUGACCGUAUAAAAUUAUUUGGAAUGCCUGCUAAGCACCAGCCCGAUCUGAUAUACCUCCGUUAUGUGCCUCUCUGGAAGGUCCAUAUUUUCACAGUCAUUCAGCUUACUUGUCUGGUUCUUUUGUGGGUAAUAAAAGCUUCAGCUGCUGCAGUAGUUUUUCCCAUGAUGGUUCUUGCAUUAGUCUUUAUACGUAAACUCAUGGAUCUGUGUUUCACAAAACGAGAACUUAGUUGGCUUGAUGAUCUUAUGCCAGAAAGUAAGAAAAAGAAAGAAGAUGACAAAAAGAAAAAAGAGGAAGAGGAAGCUGAGCGAAUGCUUCAAGCUGAAGACGACACUGUGCACCUUCCAUUUGAAGGGGGAAGUCUUCUGCAGAUUCCUGUUAAGGCCCUAAAAUACAGUGUCGAUCCCUCAGUUGUUAACAUAUCAGAUGAAAUGGCCAAAACUGCACAGUGGAAGGCACUUGCCAUGAAUACCGAGAAUGCCAAAGUAACCAGAGCUAACACGAGCCCUGAAAAACCUGUGAGUGUGAAAAUAAAUAUUGAAGAUGAACCAACAAAGAAAUACAUGGAUGCUGAAACUUCAUUAUAGAAUUGAACCAAGAGGAAUUAUAUAUAGAUACACAAAUACAUAUACAUAUGUGUGUGUGUGUGUAUAUGUAUGUAUAUAAUAUGUGUAUUUCAUGUCACAAUACAUAACGAUAUUGUAUGUCAUGCUAUUUGUGCGUGACCACCGGGUUUUUAGAGUGGUGUCUGAGCGCCAUGGAGACUGUAGAUAAUGAAAUGGUCUUUUAGCAGGGAGGUGUAUGGCUCUUACUAUUCAAGUAUUUAUUCUGUCGAAAAAUUUUUUUCUGUUCUGCAAUUGAAACAUGUGGGGAAAUGUAUUCAGUGUACAUUUAUUUAAAUCUUUGUUUAUCAGUGACAAUUCAUAACAACCUUAAUACUUUGUCCAUAUAUUUAUAAUUUUAACUUGAGUUACACAUAUUUCACUUCAUUAGUGCUUUAUGGGAAGAACCAGGGAGUUGUUAUGCCGAUGCUGUGAGACAAACAGUAACAUGUCAUGGCUUCUCUGUGUAUGUUUCAUUUAUGUCGAUGUCCAUCAUGUUUCACAAGCGAUGGAAUUUUUUAACUAUAGAGGUAGGACAAUGGAAACUUUCUAGAUAAGUACUAUAGUUUUGACCUUUUUGUUUUAAAAUUUAUUUUAAAUCUUAAAACCUCCACAUCUAGGUUUUCAUUCAGAUAGACAAGUAAAAUCACAGAUGUUAAACCCCCAUCCCAGUCAUAAAUUUAUGAAUUUUAGAAGCUAUGAAAUGCCAGUUAUAAUAGUUAACUUUUGUUGCCUUUGUAGACAAUAUUUUUCUGAAUUCUAAGACUUUAUUAGAGCCCAGAAUGCUCAUUCUGUUCUCUGCCUUUGCUGUCUUUUACUUAAAUGUGGUUUAGUUUAUAUCAGGUUCAAGGUUUUGAUUAUUUUUCUAUUAUAAGUAGAACGAUGAAAUAAUCAGGAGUCAGAAUUCUCUUAAGUGGGUUUAUGAUCAGUAUUACUUUAUUCUAGUAAGA